AUAGUAGGGAGACCAUUGUUUUAUAUUUUACUUACUAUUGCAAUUUUCUAAAAUUGUAAUAAAUGUAAUACUCUACUUAUUUCCUAAUAAUUUGAUGUAUAUAAAUAUAGCUCCUACAUGGGUGGUCACAGAGUUAGGAAUAAGGAACCAAUGUCAUGGUCGGACGAGAAUGAACACACUUUCAUCGAAAUUCUUUAUGAGAAAGUGAAAUCAAAUGUAUUGCAAUGUUCAACAUUCACGAAAGACGAAUGGGGCAGGAUCAAUGAAAACAUGAUAGCUUCAACAAAAAUGGAUUACGGGAUAGAUAGAUUAAAGGGAAAGUGGAACCGCUUACGUAAGAUUCAUCGCAUGUUCUCUGAACUUUUGGGACAUACAGGGGUUACAUGGGAUCUAAAUACCAACAAAGUUAAUGCUGCUGAGGAAGUUUGGCAACACUUUUAUACGAUUAAUAGGUCGGAUUACAAGAUGUUCAAGAGGGAAGGAUGUAAGCACUACCACACUCUUGGGGAGAUAUUUAGUGGGACUACAGUUACUGGAGGAUUAUGCAAAGCCUCCACUCAGCUUCCAAACACAUCAGAGGAAGAAAGGCAACUAGAAAAUGAUUUUUUGAAUAGGGGAGUGCAUGUACAUGCAGAGAAUGAUGAUGAAGUCGAUGUGGUUUCUGAUACUCGUCGACGUAACGAAAUUGGAACAUCAGUUAGUAUGAGGAAUGAAGAAACUGAACUUAGAACACUUUAUCUGAAAGAAAAGCUUGCAAAGAUUCAAGGAAAAUCAAGUAAUCAGUCAGAUGUUGAAGUUAACAGUCCGGAUCCUUAUUCAAAUGUCAUUUGCAUGGACAUCUUAAACGAUAUUGAAGGGUUGUCUAAUGAGGUUUAUAUGAAAGCAAUACAGGCUUUUAAUGAUCCUAAUUUCAGGGUGUCAUUUGUGAAGAUGCCAGAAGCAAGGAGAGGACCUAUCUUGGAACUACUUUGA
This is a messenger RNA of Olea europaea var. sylvestris, 972 nucleotides long. RefSeq lists its product as uncharacterized. NCBI's taxonomy places the organism in Eukaryota, Viridiplantae, Streptophyta, Magnoliopsida, Lamiales, Oleaceae. The record is from RefSeq and is a predicted model, not a curated record. The coding region runs from base 118 to 972 and encodes 284 amino acids. The transcript is spliced from 3 exons.